CAUGUUUCCCUUUGAUAAUCGCAGACUCGCCAAAGUCAGAAAAACGACGAUCAAAAUCCACGUGAAACGCAGAUCCAAAUUGAAUUGAGAUCCCUCUCUCUGUCUUUUUCCUUCUCUUUUCACUUCACUCGAUCCUCUGCAGGAUUGUCUGUGCUCCUUAGUUGAGCUUCGAAGAUGGAUUUGGCGUCGCGUUAUAAGGGGGUUGUUGGAUUUGUUUUUGGCAAUGAGAAUUCUGGUUCCAGUGAAGAUAGCUAUGUUGAACGCUUGCUCGACCGCAUAAGUAAUGGUGUCCUGGCGGAGGACAGGAGGACUGCUAUUGCAGAGCUUCAGUCCGUUGUGGCUGAAAGCCGUGCUGCCCAGCUAGCUUUUGGAGCAAUGGGCUUUCCUGUUCUCAUGGGUGUCUUAAAGGAAGAACGAGAUGAUGUUGAAAUGGUUCGUGGUGCCCUUGAGACUCUGGUUAGUGCUUUGACACCUAUUGAUCAUGCAAAAGGGCCUACGAAUGAGGUUCAGCCAGCUUUAAUGAAUACUGAUUUGCUUUCCCGAGAAUCAGAGAGCAUUUCUCUUCUGCUAACUUUGCUGUCAGAGGAGGAUUUCUAUGUGCGAUAUUACACUCUUCAAAUUUUGACAGCCCUUCUUACUAAUUCCCCAAUUAGGUUACAGGAAGCAAUUCUGUCCAUUCCUCGUGGUAUAACUCGUCUCAUGGAUAUGCUGAUGGACCGUGAGGUUAUAAGAAAUGAAGCCUUAUUGCUUCUCACAUACUUGACUCGUGAAGCUGAGGAGAUUCAGAAGAUUGUGGUCUUCGAAGGUGCAUUUGAGAAAAUUUUUAGUAUUAUUAAGGAGGAAGGAGGUUCUGAAGGGGGUGUUGUUGUGCAGGACUGUCUCGAGUUGCUGAACAAUCUUCUUCGCAGUAGUGCAUCAAAUCAGGUACUACUAAGGGAGACUAUGGGCUUUGACCCAUUAAUAUCAAUCUUGAAACUAAGAGGAAGUACUUACAGUUUCACUCAACAGAAGACCAUUAAUUUACUCAGUGCGUUGGAGACCAUUAACUUGUUGAUGAUGGGGGGUUCAGAAGCUGAUCCUCAAAAAGAUUCAAACAAGAUCACCAAUAAAACAGUCCUAGUUCAGAAAAAGUUGUUGGACUAUCUGCUAAUUCUGGGUGUUGAAAGCCAGUGGGCUCCAAUUGCUGUGCGCUGUUCAGCACUAAGGUCCAUUGGUGAUUUGGUUGCUGGGAAUCCCAAGAAUCUGGAUGCUCUUUCUAGCAAAGUUCUUGGCGAGGAGCCACAAGUAGAACCUGCUUUGAAUUCUAUUCUCCGAAUCAUUUUGCGAACGUCUAGUAUGCAAGAGUUUAUUGCAGCUGACCAUGUCUUUAAGAACUUUUGUGAGAAAAACUCGGAUGGGCAAGCAAUGUUAGCAUCCACGUUAAUUCCUCAACCAAAUUCAAUGGCUCAUGCUCCCCUUGAGGAGGAUGUGAACAUGUCAUUUGGAAGCAUGCUGUUACAUGGUCUAGCACUGAGUGAAAGUGAUGGUGAUCUUGAGACUUGUUGCAGGGCUGCUAGUGUUCUUACUCACAUACUCAAGGACAACACUCAGUGCAAGGAACGGGUUUUGCGAAUUGAGCUUGAAGCACCAAUGCCAUCCUUAGCAGCUCCAGAGCUACUACUGCACCGUAUUGUUAGGUACUUGGCUGUUGCCUCUUCCAUGAAAAAUAAAGAUGGGAAGCCAGGUUACUCAUAUGUUCAACCAAUUAUCUUGAAACUGCUCGUGACAUGGCUAGCAGAUUACCCGAGUGCAGUGCAGUGCUUCUUAGAUUCACGCCCCCACUUAACGUAUCUGCUUGAGUUGGUGUCAAAUACAUCAUCAACUGUGUGUGUUAGGGGGUUGGCUGCAGUUCUCCUGGGAGAAUGUGUGAUUUACAAUAAAUCUAGUGAAAGUGGAAAGGAUGGUUUUACCAUAGCUGAUGCCAUAAGCCAGAAAAUUGGGCUUACGGCAUAUUUUCUGAAGUUUGAUGAGAUGCAGAAAAGCUUCCUUUUCUCUUCAGUGAAGCCAGCUCAGUCCCAUAAACCAUUGACAAGAUCCACUGCUGCCAGUAUGGCAGAGAUUGAAGAUGGUGAAGAGAGUGAUUUGUCAGAUCAGAAGAAUGAGGAUCAUCCAAUCCUCACAUCAAUAUUUGAUGCUCAGUUUGUUAAUUUUGUGAAGAGUUUGGAAGUGUAUAUUCGAGAAAACAUUGUAGAUGUUUACAGUCGCCCUAAGAGUGAUGUGGCAGUCGUGCCUGCAGAAAUGGAACAAAAGGGUGGAGAAAGUGACAAGGACUAUAUCAAGCGGCUAAAGGCAUUUGUAGAGAAACAAUGCUCUGAGAUACAGAAACUUCUUGGCCGGAAUGCCACUUUGGCUGAGGAUUUGGCAAGGACUGGUGGGAGUGGGAAUUCUCAACCUGAGUUAAGGGUGGGCAGCGGCUCAGAUAGGGUCCAGGCGGAGACCCUUCGUAGAGAUCUUCAGGAGGCAUCUCAGAGGAUAGAGAUGCUCAAGGCAGAGAAAGCUAAGAUCGAAUCAGAGGCAUCGAUAUACCAGAAUUUGGCUGGGAAGCUGGAGUCUGAUCUGAAGAGCCUAUCUGAUGCUUACAAUAGUCUUGAACAGACCAAUCUCCACCUAGAAAAAGAGGUGAAAGGCUUGAAGAGCGGAGGUACAUCAACCUCUCCUGAUAUCGAGUCAAUAAAGGCCGAAGCUAGGGAAGAAGCUCAGAAGGAAAGCGAAGCAGAGCUGAAUGAUUUGCUUGUGUGCCUUGGGCAAGAACAGAGCAAGGUGGAAAAGUUGAGUGCAAAGUUAUCGGAACUAGGCGAGGAUGUGGACAAACUGCUUGAAGGUAUCGGAGAUGAUAUGGGGCUGCCCGAAGAUGAUGAUGAAGAGGAAGAAGACUAACGGAGCUCGUGUUAGUUACACGAUAAGAAAUGGUAAUGUGUUCUUCUUCAACCUCUAUUGGGGUAAGGCUGGUUGCGUGGUGUCAGCUUCGCAAAUUUGUAAAUUUCGUGGCGAACUGUACAGUUUAUUGUUCACCAUGCAUUAACUAAUCUUUUCUUCAUUUGGAUUUAAAUUAUGAUUGCUAUUAGACCUUUCUGGGUAUCUCUAGUUUUGCUUU
Molecule: messenger RNA, 3133 nt
Organism: Theobroma umbraticum
Lineage: Eukaryota; Viridiplantae; Streptophyta; Magnoliopsida; Malvales; Malvaceae
Gene: GC6
Product: golgin Putative 6
Biological process (GO): endoplasmic reticulum to Golgi vesicle-mediated transport; intracellular protein transport; vesicle fusion with Golgi apparatus
Cellular component (GO): endoplasmic reticulum; Golgi stack; Golgi membrane
Source: RefSeq, a predicted model, not a curated record